This is a messenger RNA of Centropristis striata (black sea bass), 2472 nucleotides long. It is a transcript of the gene dmap1, whose product is annotated as DNA methyltransferase 1 associated protein 1. The transcript is spliced from 10 exons. The record is from RefSeq and is a predicted model, not a curated record. Gene Ontology annotation, biological process: chromatin remodeling; negative regulation of transcription by RNA polymerase II; DNA repair. Gene Ontology annotation, cellular component: NuA4 histone acetyltransferase complex; Swr1 complex; nucleus. Gene Ontology annotation, molecular function: transcription corepressor activity. Lineage: Eukaryota; Metazoa; Chordata; Actinopteri; Perciformes; Serranidae. Bases 339 to 1793 code for a protein of 484 amino acids.
CGGGGACGGAAGUAGUGUUGGUUUAGUUGCUAGCUACUCGCUUAGCCUUAACAAUAGCAAGAGAAUAUUCUUUUAAUAACUGUCUCCAUAGAUUUCACACAUAUUAAAAACAUACACGGUAAUAUUGCGAAUACAAAUCCUACAAAAACCGUUACUCGACUGUUUGCGGCUCGGUGUAAAGUGAACGUAGUUUAGAAAUGACAACGUUAGCGUUAGCUAUUAGCUAGGAGCGUAUUCGUUGGACAGGACCGCUUCACUGACUGACCGCCCGUGAAUGAAUGAACAGUAUUUCUCGUUUGACAGGCUGUGAGAAGCGUUACCUAACAAAACAGUAAGUCAUGGCUACUGGGGCUGAUGUAAGGGAUAUUCUGGAGUUGACUGGAGGGGAAAAUGACGGACCCAUCAGCAAGAAAGACCUCAUCAACUCAGACAAGAAAAAAAACAAGAAGAGCACAGAAACACUGACCUUCAAGAGACCAGAGGGAAUGCACAGAGAGGUCUAUGCUCUGCUCUAUUCAGAUAAAAAAGAUGCACCCCCUUUGUUGCCUAGUGAUACUACUCAGGGCUACAGGACAGUCAAAGCCAAGCUGGGCUGUAAAAAAGUGCGUCCCUGGAAGUGGAUGCCCUUCACUAAUCCAGCUCGCAGAGACGGUGCUAUAUUCCAUCACUGGAGACGUGUGGCAGAGGAAGGCAAGGACUACCCUUUUGCCCGCUUCAACAAGACAGUGCAGGUACCUGUGUACUCUGAGCAGGAGUAUCAGAUACAUCUCCAUGAUGAUGGCUGGACUAAAGCAGAGACAGACCACCUGUUCGACCUGUGCAAGCGAUUUGACCUGCGAUUUGUCGUCGUCCAUGACCGUUACGACCACCAGCAAUACAGAAAACGUUCUGUGGAGGACCUGAAGGAACGCUAUUAUAGUAUUUGUGGUAAGCUGACCAAGGUCCGCGCAGCUUCAGGGACUGAGCCCAAGAUCUACAUAUUUGAUGCCGGCCAUGAAAGGCGCCGUAAAGAGCAACUGGACAAGCUCUUCAAUCGCACACCUGAACAAGUGGCAGAAGAGGAAUAUCUUAUUCAGGAGCUCAGGAAGAUAGAGACUAGAAAGAAGGAGCGCGAGAAGAAGGCCCAGGAUCUGCAGAAACUCAUUAAAGCAGCGGACACAACCACAGAGUUAAGACGAGCAGAAAAGAGAGUUUCGAAGAAGAAGCUUCCACAAAAAAGAGAAACAGAAAAACCGGCUGUUCCAGAAACAGCAGGAAUCAAGUUCCCUGAUUUCAAAUCGGCGGGAGUCACACUGCGCAGUCAGAGGAUGAAACUGCCAAGCUCGGUAGGCCAGAAGAAGAUCAAGGCCAUUGAGCAGAUCCUGCUAGAGCAAGGAGUCGAUCUUAACCCCAUGCCCACAGAGGAGAUUGUUCAGAUGUUCAAUGAGCUGCGUAGCGACCUGGUGCUGCUGUAUGAGCUCAAGCAGGCCCACAGCAACUGUGAAUACGAACAACAGAUGCUGCGCCAUCGCUACGAGGCCCUACUGAAGGCCGGCAGUGGAGGCGGUUUGGGUGGAACUACAGGGGGUGGACUAGCUGCUGCAACACUGGGUGGAGAACUCCAUGCCAAUAACAGCACUACAGCAUCCACCCCAGGGGGUGAUGCUCCGUCCUGGCCCAGUGCAGAUGACAUCAAGGUGGAAGCCAAGGAACAAAUCAUUGAUGUUGUAGGAGCCCCACUUACCCCCAACUCACGCAAACGGAGAGAGUCGGCAUCCAGCUCAUCUUCAGUGAAAAAGGUGAAGAAGCCUUGAUGAGGACGAAAGCACCAGCUGGUAAACAUCGGAGGAAAAGGGACUGUGUAAGUUAUUUUGGUCACCGCGGAGACGCCCACACGUCUUAUGGUUGGACAUGAGGGACACAGGGGAGCAGGACACCACAGUGCUGUCCAUUUAGGUAGAAGAACCACUGGCUACACACUUAUAUACACACCUACACACCUGGCCUUCCCAGCACCUUUGUGACAAAGGCAACAACUGAGUGACAUUUCAUUCCAUUACUGCUCGUCUCCCUGCCUCCACCAAUGCUCAGCCUUAGAUGAGGCAAGAUCAACUGUAAAUUGCCAGGCUGAGCUAAUCGGGACAUGGGAAGAAGGUGGGAAUGACUGGGUAAUUGAAAUGAAUUGGAAUGAAAGCAGCGACUCUGGGAGUGGGAGGACCUCGAACCGCAAUGCUCAUCUGACCCAUCUGAGGGUUUUUUUGUAGCCUAAUCAUGCUAAAGUGCUUACUGGAAAUGUGUUUUUGUGUUAGCCUUUAGUCGCCCCUGUAUCUCCCCCUUGAACCAGAGUGCGUCUCGUUCUCUCUCUGAUAGACUGUGGUUCCAUCUACUCUAUAUGUUGAGCUAGUGGGGCCUUUUUCUGUUGUUUGUCCUCAGGUGACCUUGAAGAUGCUUCAGUCAAUGAUUCAAUAAACCUCAUUGUUUGUUUUUUUUCUU